Messenger RNA from Diaporthe citri, 1297 nucleotides. RefSeq lists its product as uncharacterized. The transcript has 4 exons. The record is from RefSeq and is a predicted model, not a curated record. The annotation marks the transcript as partial. Lineage: Eukaryota; Fungi; Ascomycota; Sordariomycetes; Diaporthales; Diaporthaceae.
GCCGCUUUUACGGCCUCUCAAGAUACACGACCUACCUGACGAGCUCCUCAUGGACGUAUCUGGCUACCUUCGCAACCGUGCUGACAUCAAGAACCUCCGUCUAUCCUCCCACCGCCUCAAUAAGACCAGCUCCCACCUUCUGAUGGAUACAGUAUAUGUCAGUCUGAACCCGAAGUCGCUUGAGCGCCUUAGCGAGGUAUCCCACAAUGCAACCAUUUCAAGAGGCAUCCGUCGUCUCGUCGCCUCUGUUGACGUCUACAAUGCCGACUUCGCUCGUAGCGUGCAGUCUUUCGCCGCAAGGUGCAUUCGGGAGAUGGACGAUCUGUAUGAAACCAUGCCUUCGGACAGCCCCAACAGCAGGGACACUUUCCGCAUCCGGCAUUCUUGGAUUGAAUUUACCGAAACAUUUACCGACACUUGUGAUGAUGGGGCGCAUCUCGACGAUGAGAACAUCAACGCCCUAUACAUUGGCUGGCUACGAUAUCACGUACUGUAUCAUGAGCAGCAGAUGGUCCUCCGCCAUGGUCGUUUCCCACAAGGCAUCGCUUCAGCGAUUGGCAGAAUGCCCUGCCUCGAGGAAUUGGUGAUCAGAGACAGGUCACGUAGCUCCGACGACGAGCAGCCCCGGAGUCCAAGUACUUUCCACAAGCUGGGGAAGUUGGUCCGGAAUCCUAUCCGUCUAGUUGAAGAGAUGACGCUCCAUACUUUCUCAUGGCAAAAGGCGAGAAUGAUGGGAGUGGAAAACCCACCCACUCAACUCCUCUACCAAAUCCCCCUGGCAAUCCACGACGCAGGUCACUCAGUGGCUCACCUCAGAUUCGACCUGACACCUCCUCGCUCCUUCCAAUUACAACUCAGCAGCGGCCAGAUGUCUCGACUGAACCUUUUUGCCCAGGGCUUGAAAUCUUUCAAGUUCAGUGCCAGAGCGGAGCCGGCGAGCAUUCGGAGGCCCUCUCGAGACACAGAGGAAAAGGAGAAUCUCAACUUCUUCUGGACCGCUUUCAUGAAAUCAAUGCGUUUGGAUUUUGUGGCACUAGACUUUGCUUUCGAAGAGCGAGACUGUCUCGCAGCAAACCGCACGCAUGAUCCAAACCGCACUUCCGUCGGCCCCCUCCUGGCUAAUUUGCAUCAGCCCCAGAACAUUCACCUGAAGAACUGCUCAAUCACCCUGAAAGAGCUUCGAACUUUCGUCCGUCUUCCAAGGAAGGAGCCUGCCGUCCUCGGACUUUGCGCGGAGGACUCAGCCAACAAUCGGGGCAUGAUGAUGCGGCGUGAAGAACUCGAGGACAACAAGUAG